Messenger RNA from Cylas formicarius (sweet potato weevil), 5752 nucleotides. RefSeq names its product calpain-A-like. The transcript is spliced from 15 exons. The record is from RefSeq and is a predicted model, not a curated record. Lineage: Eukaryota; Metazoa; Arthropoda; Insecta; Coleoptera; Brentidae. The coding region runs from base 2964 to 5603 and encodes 879 amino acids. Gene Ontology annotation, molecular function: calcium ion binding; calcium-dependent cysteine-type endopeptidase activity. Gene Ontology annotation, biological process: proteolysis. Gene Ontology annotation, cellular component: cytoplasm.
UGUAAAGGCUAGGCCUGAGAAAGUCGUCGCCAUAUAUGAAUUUAUACAUGGGUAAAUUAAAUACGCAGCUUAACAUUAAGUAAAGGUUUUCUACAAUAAUUUUAAUUAAGGAAAUCCAGAUAAAUAUAGGGGUCCGUAUUAUUAAAAAAGUAGAAGGUUUUAAAUUUAAGCUACAUACUUUGUUAACAACCUCUAUUAUCAAAAUGUCAAUUUCACACAUUUGAUAAAGACACGGUGUUGUCGAAACAAUUGUCAUGUCAAAAUAUAUAAUUUCGUGAAAAUCUGAACUUUUAGUUCUUAUCUAUUUUGAUAAAUGGAUUUUCAUCAAGUAAAAGCCUCUAUAUGUAAAUUUUGCCUUGCUUUUUUUUACUUUUUGAUAUUAUCCACGAAAUGGGUGGUGCAAACAUGCGGUUUUCUUAUGGAAACAUUUAAACAGAGAAAUUUUUUUGAACUUAAUCAAAAUUGAGUCAUCGAGUAGCGGUUAAACUGCGUUUAGCUUGGAAACUACACUAACGUUUUAUUCAUUGUGUUAUAAUAAACUAGAUAAAGUCAUAACAAUCAAUAUUCCCCAAAAAUUUAACUAACAACCGGGCUUUUUUAGAGUUAUUUGACAUUGUGAUAAAUGUUAGAUUACUAAAGACUUAUAGGGAAAGGCAAAAAGGAAUAGUAUAUUAUGCAACAAGUGCGGUAAACGGCAUUUGACUCACGAGUUUAUUUGACACGAGCGGAGCGAGUAUUUAAUAAACGAAAAAGUGUACCGAACUACUACUGCAUACUAUACUUUUUCUACGACGGUUAGUUGUUGGGUACAUUUUCGCAAAAUACGAAUACAUUCAUUGACAUGACUGUCAGAAUUGACAAACGUCAAAACUCAAAGCAUGAGAAAUAUCUCCGAAAACAUUCGAUUGCUCCCAAAACUCGUGCGGAGAAACCCCGGAAAUGUCCGAAGUGGCUCGGAUUCGUGGGAAACGAAACUGACAUGGUAAAGCGACGCUUCUCGCACGCUAGAUCGGUAUUUUACAGACGGGAGUAGAAAAAUAUCUUUUUGAUGUGGAGUGAGAACCAAUUUAUAGAGCGUUCUUUUUAGUUUUAUUAUAUUAUUAUAUAAUGUUUCAAUUUCUCUGUAAGCUACGCCCGAAGCAACAUUGAACUCUAUAGAUAUCUUUCCAGAUCUCCCUGUUAAUUUGAUAUAUAUUCUUAUAUUUGUUGUGUAUAAAUGUUGUGUACUUCUUUUUUUCUCGAACCGCUGGUAAAGAAGCACUGUUAUUUAACUUCAACAACGAUAUCCAUACUUGAUCGAAGUUCACAUAUCAACCACAGUUUAGUGGAACUUAAGUUAAACCGGCUCUAAAUCGUAGUAAACAUUUACUAGUGCCUUAGCAGUUAGCUAUGCGCUUAAUCUGAAACCAAUUUUUCUUGUUUGUUGAACAUUUUUUCCACCAGAGGUCACACUGAAUUGUAAUAUCGCCUAUAGUUUGUUUUGUCUGCUAAAAAAAUUGUAUCAGUGGACAGAUGCGAGUAUUAGAUCUUAGUAUCCGCUUAAAUUUGUUGCUUUAAAACAUGAAACGCAUUUGGAUUCCUUUUUAAUACACAACAGGGGUUGUGCGGCAAAAUUUUGAAAGUUACGCGCGACUAUAAUCUGUUCCUAAGCAAUGUACAGUAAUAAAUUUUCGCGCAUUUUUCUUCAAAAAAAGAAGUUUUGGUUGAGUGUUUAGGUUUGAAACAACUAUCUCUAUAAUACUUGUUGCAUGUGCCGCUCAAAGCGAUUCCCCGAGGACGGGGGGGCAAUUCGUGAAGGUCCACCCGUCCCGGUUGCCAUCCAUAACCACAGAGCUUUGAUCUAACGAGAGGCGGCGGUAAACGUUGACACCUUUCAUGGUCAGGGGGAUUCAUUUCUAAAGACCUUGCUUUCGUCGAGAUCGCUUCACUCGAUGUUUAUAGACCGAGAGAAAUUUGGUUUAAGGAAAGCACCUUCGAAAUCACCCUUUCGUUAUUUUAUUUAUUUUCUUUUAAAUAGAACUAAAUUGAUUUUAAACAAGAAAUUGCGUUACCUUUUUAAUUCAGAAUAUGGUCGAGCAAGUUUGAAAUAAAAAUGCACAAAAAUAAAAACUAAAUAUCUUUUAUUAUUAUUAAAAUAAAAACGGUGUGGAUUGAAGUGUAGAUAAAAAAGUCAUAGAAUACAAAGAGUUGUAAUUUGUUUAGUACUUUAUAGGCAUUAUCAUCAAUAAAAAUAUUUAUAUAAAAUCUUCUGAAACCACAUAAAUACAUACAUAAAUAUAAUAAUGAUUUAUAAGUAGCAUUAUGUGUUUUUGUAAGAAAAGUCUAUGUUGUAGAAUAGUGGUUCCUAAAGUGGCCCUCAGGGCCCCACAGGUGACCCAUCGGGGAUCGACCUUGGCGUGACAAAUAGAUGACAUUUAGAUGGAAUUUAUAUGGAAUAUGGUAGAACCAGCUAAAUUUUUAAAGGGGUUUGUGAGGAGAAAAUAAUAAUACUUGUUCAAAUCAAUUAUUAUUAUUCUAAAUUAAAUGGAAAUUGAAUAAACUUAUACCCAUGCCGGUCUGUAAAUGACACCCACAAACAAUAUAUAUAAUUAAAGAAUUAAAAGAACACAAUUAAAGAACUAAGAAAGAAUCGUAAGAAGAGAGUAAUAACGCAUCAACAAGGUGUGGAAUAAGUUCUUUAUAUAUCUUUAUAUCCGGGACCUCCGAUCAUGCGCCGUACACCGUCGCCUCUCGCUGGAUUGGAGCCCUCUGUCCAGAACCGCCGCCUAACAAUUAUAUUAAUUCCGUUGAUUAACACACCUCGUUAUUGACUAAAAAAGCCCGCGGGUGUAAAACGCAACCGUCACAAAAAGAUAUCGAUAAAGACCGCGUAUCUCGUUUCCGCUCUACCAACAGUUUUAUCUCCGACACUGGCGGGUAUACGCGAUCACACGCUCUCUCUCUAGCUCUUCGAAAAAUAAAUAAUGUCUUUCGUGGAAUCGACGAUGGUGAAAAAAGAGGCGGCGCAGGUGCGACACUCUAGGUACCGCUUUCCGAGAUUAUUUUCGAAAUGCUCGGCCGUCACCCCCGCCAACCAAAACCGCCCCCGCGUCGUUUUCGCUCAAAAGGGCGUGACCUUUAGUUUCGGUGACGAUGGUGGGGCGGUGAAACGGUACUCGGGAGGCCUGGGGGAGGCGGUACUACUGUCGCGCGACGCGCCGCCGCUGCCUUUUAUCGACGAAACGGAAAAUAAAACGAGUCGCUUGGGGAUGCAAAGUAACGGGGAAACGCGAGGAUUAGACGCGGGCGGCAAGUAUAUUUUCAAGUACGGCGAGAAGGGUUCCGGUUUCCGAACCCGCGGCGAACCUCAGGACUUCUACAGGCUGAGAGACGAGUGCCUCGAUCAGGGUACCCUGUUCGAGGAUCCUGAAUUUCCUGCCACCGACACAUCGCUUUUCUUUAGCCAGAGACCUGACAGAUACUACGAAUGGAAACGCCCCCACGAAAUCUGUGACGAUCCCCAAUUCUUCGUCGAAGGUUAUUCGAGGUUCGACGUGCAGCAGGGCGAACUAGGAGACUGUUGGUUAUUGGCCGCCGCGGCAAACUUGACCCUCUACCACAGGCUGUUUCUUCAGAUCGUUCCUGACGACCAAGGAUUCGAAGAAAAAUACGCCGGUAUCUUCCAUUUCCGUUUUUGGCAGUACGGACGAUGGGUGGACGUGGUGAUCGACGACAGGCUGCCUACGUACCGAGGUCAGUUGAUAUUUCUUCAUUCUACCGAGGAAAACGAGUUCUGGAGCGCGUUAUUGGAAAAAGCGUACGCAAAAUUGCACGGUUCAUACGAAGCGCUGAAGGGCGGUUCUACCUGCGAGGCGAUGGAAGAUUUCACGGGAGGCGUAACCGAAAUGUACGAAAUGGACGCCUGUCCUCCCAAUUUGUUUCAGAUCAUGAUCAAGGCGUACGAGAGAGCAUCGCUGAUGGGUUGCUCAAUCGAGCCGGAUCCCAAUAUAGUGGAGGCACAGACUCCUCAAGGUCUCGUAAGGGGACACGCGUACAGCAUAACACGGGUGCAAUACGUCGACAUCCAAACACCCAACGUCACCGGCAAAAUUCCAUUGUUAAGGUUACGGAAUCCAUGGGGCAACGAGUCGGAAUGGAAUGGAGCUUGGAGCGACGGCGCUCCCGAGUGGCGGUUCAUCUCGGAGUCUGAGAAGGAGGAGCUCGGUUUGACGUUCGAUAACGACGGCGAGUUCUGGAUGGCGUUCAAGGACUUCCAGGCGUAUUUUAGCCGAUUAGAAAUAUGCAACUUGAACCCUGACUCGUUAUCCGACGAGGAACUACGGGAGGGCAACAAGAAAAAGUGGGAGAUGUCGGUAUUCGAAGGCGAGUGGGUGCGUGGCGCCACCGCCGGCGGUUGUCGCAACUUUUUAGAGUCGUUCUGGCACAACCCCCAGUACAGGGUGACGCUCACCGAAGUGGACGAAGGCGACGAGGACGGCAAUUGCACCCUCAUUGUCGCCCUGAUGCAGAAGAACCGAAGACAAAUACGCAACACGGGGGCGGACCUGUUAACCAUCGGCUUCGCAAUAUACUACCUGCCUCGUCCGGACAGCGUGCCCAAACCAUUGGACGUCAGCUUCUUCAAGUACAACGCAUCAGUGGCGAGGUCGCCGUCGUUCAUCAACCUCCGCGAGGUGUCGUGUCGUUUCAAGCUACCCCCGGGCACCUACUGCAUCGUGCCGUCUACUUUCGACCCUGACGAGGAAGGCGAAUUCCUGCUGCGCGUGUUCAGCGAGCACCAGAACAUUAUGGAGGAAAAUGACGAACAGAUCGGUUACGGUGAGUUGGACGAGAAAGUGGCAAAAAUCGAACCAAGCGCGGAGGAAAGAGAAGAGACGGACAAGGUGUAUGAUUUCUUCCUCAAAUUGGCCGGCGAGGACAAAGAAGUCGACUGGAGGGAGCUGAAAGACGUCUUGGACUACUCAAUGGGCGAAGUCGUACGGCAACACGUUAACGGCAAUAGCAGUUACGCAAAGAAAGUCAACGAAGUGAACGCCCCUCAGACCCGCGUUUGCGACGUAGAAACUACGAAUCGAAGUCACUUUUUCGCGCAGCUUUUGACUUUGAUUUGUGGAACCUUUUGUAAGGAUGCACCGUUGGCCGAAAUUAUACCAGAUCCGACUCAAAAGGCACCCCUUUUGGCGACGUACGCUGAAUUGUUAGGAAAUGGUUUCUCCAUAGACAUCUGCAGGAGUAUGGUGGCUAUGUUGGAUGUGGACAGAUCUGGAAAGCUCGGCUAUGAGGAGUUUAAAGCUUUGUGGAGUGCACUACGCAGCUGGAAACAUGUUUGGUUGUUAUAUGACGUGGACAAUUCAGGUUCGCUCAGCGGAUUCGAACUCAGGCACGCCAUGAAGUCCGCAGGAUACAGACUGAAUAACAGAAUCCUAAAUGUGCUUAUGCACCGUUAUGGUAACAGAAAUGGUGAAAUAAGUUUCGAUGACUUCCUAACCUGUUCCAUUAAAUUGAAAACUAUGAUGGAUAUUUUUCGGGGCAAGGACAGAGCAGGAAUUAAUUCGGCCAGUUUCACCAUUGACGAAUGGUUGGAAAAUACUCUGUAUUCCUAAAUUUCAGGCAUCAGUUUACAUGGUUACAGCGAGCAAAUUGUGAUCUCACCCAAUCUUAUUUCUUAUACACGAAUAAUAUAUUUACCUCAAAUUUCGUCACCAGAUGUAUUUUAUUAAUUACUGUAUACAUAUUUCUUGAUCUUUGUCAG